Stylonychia lemnae is the source of this 969-nucleotide messenger RNA. The record is from the annotation of a GenBank genome assembly. NCBI's taxonomy places the organism in Eukaryota, Ciliophora, Spirotrichea, Sporadotrichida, Oxytrichidae.
AUGGAAUCUGGACUAUUAGAUGACAGAAAGCAACCAGAUUAGUAGAAUAACAGAACUUCAUUUAACUCAAGUUACUCACUUGAGAUUUAAAUGGACAGAAACGAUAGCUAGGCAAAUUCUAGUAUAAACUACUCUUAGGACAUCCAGAACGCCUUCACACAGUGGAUCAUAGAGUAAAGAGACGAGAAUCUGAAAUUUAUCAGGUUCCAUAUAGUAGGCCUUACCCUCAUCUAGAUCAUUGUUUGGUUCUAAGAGCCUCUUAAUUCCUACAAGAUCUCAAAAAUUGAUAAAUACUUGGGAACCGCACUUUCAAUGAAUAGAGUCAUAAAAGAGCUAAAAAAGAUUGCUAUACUAGAACUUAUGAUUGAGAUUAUAAGUGUCUCCUGGAUAAUCUAUGGAGAGAUGAUCUUCUACUCAGAGAAUAAUACCUGCAACUGGGAGAACAGGCAUUCAUCCUCGUACAUAAUGAUGUUCUUGCUGCUCACCUUUGGAAUGAUUCUUAUCUUUAAGUGGGUUCUUAAGAUACUAGAGACAACAUGCAACAUACAAGAUGAUAACCCUAGCUUUACUACAAUGAUAACACCUAUUUAGCCAGAGAUAUUUAUCAUAAGCACAUCUCUCAACAACAGAAGAAUGAAUAUCGGGAUGCGUAGGAAUCUGCAAGGAAUUAUAAAGACUUUUUUCAAACUUAAGAAGACUACUCCUUCCCUUUUGAGUACCAACGAGCUACAAUGUGCAAUAUGUUUGGAUGACUUGAACUGUGAAAACCUUGCAGACAACUCCCUCAAGGCUCUUUCGCUACCCUGUGACCCAUUUAGAAGGCACGCAUUUCAUGAGAAAUGCUUGCAGUCCUGGCUUAAAUUUAAAGAGGAAUGUCCCCUUUGUAAGAAACAGAUUAUUCCGCAUAAAGUUUUAAAACGAGAAAUGCGUAACCCAGAGUCAGUCAGAUUCGAGCAUUUCUCUCCUUGA